Molecule: messenger RNA, 2436 nt
Organism: Arctia plantaginis
Lineage: Eukaryota; Metazoa; Arthropoda; Insecta; Lepidoptera; Erebidae
Source: the annotation of a GenBank genome assembly
AUGAAAUGGGAAUGCAAGGGAUGGAUAGGGCUGUGGCUGUGGACGGUAGUGUUGCUAGCGCUUUGCCCACUUCUUCUAACUCAGAAAAUCGGUGAUCCGUAUAAGAUUCUUGGGAUACACCGAAAGGCUAGUCUGACUGAAAUACGAAAAGCUUACAGACAAUUAGCUAAAGAAUGGCACCCAGACAAAAAUGUAGAUCCAAAUGCAGAAACCCGUUUUGUAGAGAUCAAGCAAGCUUAUGAACUAUUAUCUGACUCUGAAAGGCGUCAGGCUUAUGAUUCCUUUGGUAUUACAAACGAAGAUGACCAUCUUUACAAGCCAAGACAUGAUUAUAGCACAUAUGCAAGAUAUAGCAACGAUCCUUUUGAAGAGCUCUUUGGCGCACAUUUCCGAACACAGGACCAAGACAUUACAUUAUUUCACAAACUUUCAGUCACUGCGCGCCACUUCGAAAACAACAUCGUAGAAAAAAGCAUACACACUCCAGCGCUGGUUCUAUUCUACACUGAUUGGUGUUUCGACUGCGUUCGAUCAGCGGCCGCAUGGCGUCGGCUUGUUGAAGCGCUGCAGCCGCUGGGUGUUACCAUGGCUACCGUACAUGCAGGACACGAGGCCAGCCUCGCUAGACGAGUUGGGGUCCACGGAGUACCCUGCUUGACCUUCGUGUUGGAUAAACAUGUCUAUAUAUAUAAAGAGGGGCUCGCAAGCUUGCCUAAGAUACUUGAAUUCAUACGUUGGAAGUUCCCCUACAAGUUGGUGAGCGCCAUCGGAGACAGUAACGUGGAUGGUUUCGUGUCAGAUUUCGAAGACAACAAGGUGAAAGCGCUGAUCUUCGAGGAGCGCCAGAACAUACGCCUCAGAUACCUCAUCACUGCAUUCCAUUAUAGAGAUAGAGUCGCAUUCGGCUUCGUAGACAUGCGUUUACGCGACUCUCACAACGUGACCGGACGGUACAAGGUUCAGCGUCACAUGGACACAAUGGUGCUCCUCAAGGAAGACAGCUCAGAACCCGCAGCCACCGUGAGCACGAACGAGAUCCCAACGCAGACGUUGCAUCAGCUCAUUGAUAGUAACCAGAUGUUGACAUUGCCGAGGCUCUCCUCACAGAGCGUGCUGGAGAGCGUGUGCCCGGUGGAGUGGCGCGCGGCGCGGCGCAGGCUGUGCUGCGUGCUCGUGUGCGGCGGCGGCGCGGCCGGGGACGCGGCGCGCCGGGCUCUGCGCCAGCUGGCUCGAGCUCCGCCUGAACGACUGCACUACGCUUACGUGUACGCGCACAAGCAGCCGGACUUCAUACACGCGCUCGCUAACGGAUCUGGUAGCGAUAUAUCAGAAAUGGAACACCGCAUCGUUAUUAUCUGGCGUCGGGAACCCACUCGCAUCCAGUACGAAUGGCUCAAUGAAACAUGGCCGACGUGCACUCACGCACACUGCGUGAACGACCAUUUACCAGCAGACCCUGCCAUCAGGGCGGAGCUAUUGAAGUACCAUGAAAGACUAAAUGAAACCAAACGGGCGCUCGAUCAGUUGAUUAAAAGGUUGCUGAAACCAACUGAGGUUAUGGCGUACGAAGCACAUGUACAGGAGCUGCUGGACGAGGCGGCGCUGGGCGCGGUCCGUCGCGCGUGGCGCACGCUGCGCGAGUGGGCCGAGCGCGGCGCCGCGGCCCUGCACACGCAGCGCGCCGUGUCCGCGCUCUCCGUGCUCGCCACCGUCGCGCUCGUGCUGGGCGCCGGCUACCUCAUGGCCUACCUCAUACGAGUAGAAGAAGAAUCAGUGCAGCGGCAAAAGGAAGAGAGAAAAAAACAGAACGGCUCUGGAAAAAAAAACAAUAAUGAAAUCCAGUCGGAGCUUCGUCUCCACGAGCUGCGGGCUGAGAAGUACAAUGGACUGGUCCGGCUGUUGAAACCUGGUUGUCGAACCAUCGUGUUGCUGGUUGAUAUGCAGAGCCGGGUGCAACUGCUAUCCAAGUUUCAUAAAAUUGUGUGGCCUUAUCGCAAGAACAAGACGCUGCUGUUCGCGUACCUGUGCGUGGAGCGCAACAUCGUGUGGUUCCGGCGCGUGCUGCAGCUGUCGCUGGGCGGCGGCGAGCUGCGGCUCAACGCGCGCAACUGCGUGGGCACGGUGCUGGCGCUCAACCCGCACCGCAAGUACUUCUGCAUCUACCACGCCAAGCACCCCGAGUGCGCCAAGCCGCACAAGCGCAUGAGUCGCAUGACGCGAUCGCUAGGCGAGAGUGGAAUGGGUGAUCCCGAGGCGGGUGCGUUCAUCGGCUUCCACACCGAGCCUGACUCUUCCUCAGCUGAUGAGUCACCUGAUCCUCCUGUGCUCAUGCAAGAGAAUCUUCUAGAUGGCCUAGAGAACUGGCUGGACCGCUUGUUCGAGGGCUCGACCCACCGAUAUUACAUCAACUACUGGCCCGACAUGACCACCAAGUGA